CUCAGUUUUUAGUUACGUUUCAUCGUUCGCUUUAGCCGGUCGCCUUUCAGUGCUUUAAUAAUGUCGUCCAAGCCCAUUCUCUACUACGCACCCCGCAGUCCCCCCUGCCGUGCCGUUCUCCUGACCGCCGCCGCCCUGAAUCUGGAGUUGGAUUUACGCACUGUCAACGUAAAAGCCGGCGAGCACAAGUCAUUGGAGUUCCUAAAGCUGAACCCCCAGCACACGAUCCCGGUGCUGGAUGAUAAUGGCACUAUUGUGAGCGAUUCGCACAUCAUCUGCAGCUACCUGGCUGAUAAGUACGGACCCGAGGGCAAUGACUCCCUUUAUCCCAAGGAUCCCGUCAAACGGCGCCUGGUGGACGCCCGGUUGUACUACGAUUGUGGGCACCUGUUCCCACGCAUCCGAUUCAUUGUGGAGCCUGUGAUCUACUUUGGGGCUGCAGAGGUUCCCGAAGAUCGGGUUACCUACGUACAGAAGGCCUACGAUGGACUGGAGAGUUGCCUGGCCAGUGGACCAUAUCUUACGGGUGAUAAGCUGACCAUUGCGGAUCUCAGCUGCAUUGCCUCGGUGUCCACGGCGGAGGCCUUUGCUCCCAUCGAGGCGGAUCAGUUCCCGAAACUGAAGGAGUGGGUGAAGCGCCUGCAGGCUCUUCCUUACUACCAGAAGACCAACCAGGAGGGCCUGGACAUGCUAGUGGGUCUGGUCAAGGGAUUGCUUGCUGAACGCCAGCAAAAGUAAGUCCAGACAGCAUUUAUUUGAAGUUUUUGAUGAUAUUAAAUAAAAUCUUGUAUUUUUGUAAUGUUCAAA
Molecule: messenger RNA, 807 nt
Organism: Drosophila serrata
Lineage: Eukaryota; Metazoa; Arthropoda; Insecta; Diptera; Drosophilidae
Gene: GstE11
Product: Glutathione S transferase E11
Biological process (GO): glutathione metabolic process
Molecular function (GO): glutathione transferase activity
Source: RefSeq, a predicted model, not a curated record